AUGAAGUCUGAAGUUCAACAGCUUCACCAUUUUUUAUCUGAAUUUGUGGAAUACAUAAAUCUCAAUCAAGAAUUUUCGUUUAGCGAUACAUUUGUUAUUGAUUUAUCUGUGUGGAGUCCAUUAAAUACAGCUGUUGACCAAUUACUUUCGAGCCCAGAAUCUGAAACAUUAAAAGAAGUUGAUAUCUUUAAACUUAUAAUGGCCAAAAUUUCUAGAAAAAGUUCUGCUUUAAAUUAUGCAGCUCAUAUUUUUCAUAAUUGGAAAAAAGAUACUCCUGCGGAAGUUGUAUUUGAACAUUCUAAAAUGUUAUUUGCUCAAGGAUUAUAUCAAGAAGCCAUAGUCCGUGUAUGUUCACUUUUGCGCGAUGAGCAACAUCCAUCCUGUGCAUUUUCUGAGGCUCUAAUUUUUCGUCAAAACGUGCUUUUAAAAUUGGCAAAAUGGCUACAACAUACAGAAUCUCAAUUAGACAGCGAGACUUUAUCUGAUUUACAUCUUAUUCUCGGAAAGUAUAUUGGUAGCCAAGGUUUGAAUGAAAAUAAUUUAGAACCAAAUUUAAUAAAUAGUAACCUGGUGGAAGCAUGCUUAUUUAGUGCAAUUAAUGAAGAAACUUCUACUGCGAAGGCUUGGUUUGCCUAUGCUUCAUAUCACUAUCAGCAUAGCCGACAAAUAGUUGAUGAAUUAGGCAGCUAUAAGUUAUCUAUUGACUUAUUGAACACUAUUAACAGAAAAAUUCAGCAAGUUUUAACUAAUGAUUGGAAAAUUUCAAAUGGUGAUAAUCUUACUGAUUGUGAUAUGAUAAUAAAACAUCUUCCCGUAGAACGUAUCGAAGAGUCUGAUAUAACAACCGCAACUCUAAGGAUUUUAAGAUUACUAGUGAAGCAUGGACUGCUUUUUGAAGAAUCGUUUGUCGAAGGGUUUAACAAUACUAAUAUUCGUUCAUGGGAAAAUAUAACACCGCAAUUGUUUUCGCGACUGGACCAUCCAGAACCUUUCGUUCAGCAGCAGCUUUGUAAACUUUUAUGUUCGAUUGCUUCUGUUUCGCCACAGCUCGUUGUAUAUCACACUGUUGCUGCCUCAAAUUCUAGUGGCACUAGCGACUUAAAUAAGCAACUACUCCAAAGAAUUGCUGACAGUCUUGAUAAUUCCAAUGGAACAUUGAUCAUAGAAAUUCGACGUGUGAUUGAAGAGUUACAACGCAUUACGGUCUUGUGGGAAGAGCUUUGGCUCAAUAAAAUAAGUGGUUUACAACUUGAUGUUAACAGACGAUUUCACAAAUUUGAACGCGAAUUCGAGAGAAUAAAUGAUAAUCUUAAUCUUUCUUCCGAACAACGUAAUAAAAUUAUGAAAGAAAGUUACGACGCUAUUAUGAAGCCAGUGAUUUUAUCUAUCGAUCGAUCAUACAAUAGUACUAUUGCUGCUGCUUCAACACAUCAUGAGAAAUGGUUUUGUCGGACUUUUGGUAAUCGUAUUCAUGAAGCCUUGGAAGCCCUACGUUCUCCAUUUUCAUGGGAAUCAUAUAAAACGGAUUUAUCGAAGGAAUUAAUGUCAAAUCGUUCAUUAAAGUUAGUUGAUGUUAGUCCAUUUUUGGCAACGAUAAAAUCUUCCGCAAUUGCCAUGCCAGGCUUACCAUAUCAUAUGGAUACAGUGACAAUCCAAUCAUUUGAUGAAAAUUUUAUUAUUCUACCCACAAAAACUAAGCCCAAAAAAUUAGUUCUUCUUGGGUCUGAUGGGCGACAGUAUGGCUACCUUUUCAAAGGCCAUGAAGAUCUUCAUCUUGACGAACGGAUUAUGCAACUAUUAAAAAUUACUAACGAUCUGCUCAAGAGGGAUAGGCAAACGAGCGCCCGGAAUUUACGUGCACGUAAUUAUGCUGUCAUCCCUUUAGGAAACCACUCGGGAAUGAUUCAGUGGGUAGAGAACGCUACUCAAAUAUUUGUACUUUACAAAAAGUGGCAACAUCGUGAACAUUUUGCCAAAGUCUUACAAAACAACACUGAUGAAUCAGUUGGAAACCCGCAGCGGCCUAGCGACAUGUAUUUUGAAAAGAUUGGCAAAGCUCUAAAAAAAGAAGGUUGGCCUGCUUCCACUUCGAGGCGUAAUUGGCCUCACUCUGUUCUCAAAUCGGUGUUUCUUGAAUUAGUAUCAGAAACACCUUCAGAUCUACUUGAAAAGGAGGUCUGGGCAUCUUGCUCAAGUCCAAAAGAAUGGUGGAUGAAAAGUACCUCUUUGUCACGUUCGCUUGCAGUCAUGUCCGUUAUCGGCUACAUAAUUGGUCUGGGAGAUCGUCACUUAGAUAAUAUUUUGAUAGACUUUGAGUGCGGGGAAGUUAUUCAUAUUGAUUAUAACGUGUGCUUUGAAAAAGGAAAGAAACUUCGAGUUCCUGAGACAAUCCCUUUUCGCCUUACACAAAACAUUGAAACUGUACUUGGAGUUACUGGAGUUGAAGGUGUCUUCAGAAUCGCGUGCGAAAAUGUCCUUAGUGUGUUGCGGGAAAAUAAAGAAAUGCUAAUUACAUUGCUCGAAGCAUUUGUAUAUGAUCCGUUAGUUGAUUGGCAUCAAGACGUAUCUGAAGACCGCGAAAAACAAAUUAUGGAAAUUGAAGAAAAUAUAGGAUUGAUUCCCCUUGAGAAUAAUCAAGGACAUAUUUCAAAUCUAUUAUCCGAAUUUCUCACAGUUUUCAAGCAUAUAUGCGAACAUUACAUGAAUUUAUAUAAUCAGCAGGCGGAAUUAUCUGAGCAACCGAGUCAAAGUCAUAAGAUCGAAAUUCGGGAAUCUGCAUUCAUUCACAGCCAAAUUGAAUUAGAAAGUCUAAAAUCUGCUCUCUCACAAAGAGCUAAUGAAUGCGCUCUGUGGCAUGCACAACACGAGAAAACUAUACAGUCUAUUCAAGGGCCUACUCUUCAGAUUAUUUAUAAUGAAAUUUUUUCAUCAAUGAAAAUUACUGAUGAUGAAAUAUUUGGUCGAACAUUGGCUAUUGCCACUGAACUUUUACAAUCAGUUCGAAUAAUUCUUAGUUUGCAACAUAAUUUUGUGAAUAUUAUAUUACCUAAAAUAUUUCUUUUAAUGCAUGGUUCACCACAAGCUUUUGAACCUUUUGCCGAAAUAUUACGUAACCUAUCUACAGAUACGUUCAAUUAUUGGGGAAUGAAGCAUCCAGAAUCUCAUUAUGCACUUAAAGAACACAGUCUACCUAAAGAUGGUCAAGAGAAUUUAAUUGAAGACUGCCUUAUUGAUAAUUAUACUGUUCAUAAACUUAAUGUGAUUAGAACCGGCAAUGAAGACAUAAACCUAACACUUGAUAAUUCACCCAUAAAUAAUCUUAUUUCACAAGGAUUGGUAUCUAAUGAUGAUAUCAGCGCUCAAAAACUUAAAAUCAAACAGUAUUCUUUCCACGGCUGCAAAAUAAAUCUACGAAAAACUCAAAUAGAAAUAGAACUACAACACCGCCAAAUGGAACUAAUGCGCUUCGAAUGGAUUAACGAAGCAUUGAUAGGUGACAACAACGUGAAUCGAUUUGUUUUGCUAGAAAAUCUUUUACAAGAAUUAGUCUCGCAAUAUAGGGUUAUUAACGCAGAAAUUGCGGAUUUCAUUGCCACUCAGAUUGUUAAUGAAAAUACAGGAGAACUAUUACGUUCAUUCGGUGAUGCAGUAGCAAAUCAGCAAAUGAUUUUUGCUCAAGAAUUUGAAAGGGUAAACUUAUGUAAUUCAAUAUUGCAUUUGGAAACCUUCCGCACAGUAACAGAUAAAACUGUAGCAAUGGAUGCAGAUACGCUUCAACUAGUUAAAAGACUCGACUCCAAGUUGAGCACUGCUAGUUCACAAUUGGAUAUCACGCAACAACUCUCAACAUUAAAGAUUGAUGAAUCUCUUGAUAUGGAUUUACUCAGAAACCUUGAAAAUAUUGCCAAGAAUCUUCGAACCAUAGUAGAAGAAGUUCGUAAUUUAAUUGGCGAAUUAUUCCCUCUUGUCGAACCUAUAGCAAAUUUUGAAAUGGAUACAACAGAUGACAGUGGCAAAGAUGCACGUUUAAAAGCGAAGUGGUCAAAAUUCGACUCGGAUUUUGAUACAGCUAUUAGUGGUGCUCUAGCAGUUGUUGAUCGGCGAUUCCAUCAGAAAAAUAAUUUUUCAGAGUCGGAUUACACAGUAAUGGUUGAAAACCUUCGUCGUGACAAUGAACGAGCUAUAUCAUAUCUAACUGAAACUAUUAUCAGGGUUUUUGAAAACCUAUUUACUUUAGGCGAAGUAUCUGGAACUAUUACUCAAAACGGAUCAUCUCAGAAAAUAUCCCCUGAAAACAUUGAGAAUAAGAAUUCUAGUGAUUUUGCUCAAGCAAACACCGGAACGGAGGAUAUUUCAAAAAAUACUAUCGCUGGGCAGGCUUUAUUACCAAGUAACGAAGAGACUAUGGAAAGCUGGGAUGUUCCUAUGCAACAAGAUUUUGAAUCUACGACCAAAAUGACCGUUCAGGAACAGAUUGAUAAAAUUAUUCAACAAUCACUUGACAUAGACAAUUUAUGUGUGAUGUAUGAAGGAUGGACGCCUUGGAUUUAA
Molecule: messenger RNA, 4551 nt
Organism: Racocetra fulgida
Lineage: Eukaryota; Fungi; Glomeromycota; Glomeromycetes; Diversisporales; Gigasporaceae
Source: the annotation of a GenBank genome assembly